AUGCGGGACAUCAGCCGAAGUCCUCUGAGCCCAUGCAGAAGUGUCUCGUCGGGGUCCCCCCUCCCCGCCCCGCCCCGAGAUCGUAUCCACAUGCAGGUGUUCCGGGGGCAAGGCGAGCAAAGUGAUGCACCUUUGUGCGCGGGGCAAGGAGGAGGCGAAGCAGAAGACACUUCCGCGGUGGAAAUGAGCUCGAGGAACAACGUCAGUGUGAUCUACGUGUCCGGGCAGGACUCGUCGCCGCCGCAGAACCGGACCGUGAUGAACGUUUCGGGGGACGAUAGCGUGUUCUACGAAUAUGUGCCCAUGGAUGGGUCGCCGAGUGACGCGGGAAAGGUCUCGUCCCCACACGCGUCGAACUUGACUCCUCGGACUGCUCGGGCCAUGGCGGAAAAAGCUGUGUUUUCCACCAUUCAACAGGCCUUGGAGAAAGUCACUCAGCAGUCCCAGAGCCGCCGGAACGGAACCGGAACGGAUUCGGUCUUCUCCACGGCUUCUUCCGGAUUAUCCGAUCAAGCGACGGCAUCCGUGAAAAGCAAAGGCCGACUGUCCACACCGUCUUUCUACGGCAAGCAUGAUUUCAACCGAUCUUCUGCCUCUCCCUGGUCGGGAUCCAACAGUUCCACGCUCCAGUUGCUCCGUCGAAAUCAUCCCUCAGCAUCUCUCAUUCACGAUGACAUGGGUGGAGGCUGGCCGAGCAAAUUCCACGCUUUCAUGGUCAGCCUUGCUUUGAUCUUCGGUUUGGGGAAUCUCUGGAUACUUCCUGGCCUCGUCUUCGAAUACGGAGGGGGGACGUUUAUCCUCGUGUUUCUGCUCAUCUGGGUUCUCAUUUGCCUCCCUCUCUAUCUUUUGGAAUCUGCCCUCGGCCAGUUCUCCGGCAGGGGCUUCACAUCGUCCUGGAAAUGCGUCCAGCUCUUGAAAGGGGUGGGAGUAGCGCAAUUCUUGUGCUGCAUUUAUGCGGGGGUGUUGUACCUGCCCGUGGUCGCCACGGGCUGGAUGUACCUCAUUGAUGGAAUGGAUAUCCUUGGGAAAUUUGAUUCCCCGGACAAGAGGGCUUGGACUUUCCCUGCGGGAGUACUCGUCUCAGUCCUCAUCGUCUGUGUCUGCCUGUCGAUGGGUUUCCGAAAAUGUUCGCACUUCCUCUCGUUCCUGGCCUGCAUCACCGGAUGUCUUUUUGUCCUCCAAUUCAGCUUCGGUAUUUACAUCGAUGCUACUUAUAACUUCAAGGGUCUUCAACACCUCGUCGACUUUCAUUGGAAGCGAUUGGAAGAGCCCAAGCUUUGGUAUGAGGCUUCAGUUCAAGUAUUGCUCUCGAUGUCCUUGGGAUUUGGUCUCUUGACCUCCUUGGCGAAGAAUAACGGGUUCCGGACAGACGUUUGGACACAUUCGGCCGUUAUGAGCGUGGUCGGCCUCAUGAUCGCUUUGAUGUCCAUUUUGACAACUUUUGGCCACCUUGGCGGCUUGGAAUCCGUCUACAACACGAAUCUCUUCCCUGACCGAGAAAUGGAUCUCUCUGGAGACGCGGAGGCAUUGAUCCGUGAACUUCGGUUUGGACUCCCAUUCAUCGUUUUCUCAGGUUCUGUCGGAAUCACUCCAAACACCAUCCGUGUCCCUUCUGAAGUUCAGCUCGUCAUGACAAUGCUCUUACUGAUCUUCUCAGGACUUUGCUCACUUAUUCUGCUCGUCAACGGCAUGAGCGAAUCACUAGCUGAGGAAGUGCACAAAAAUUUGCGUCGAAGGUCACUCAUGAUGUUUCUCGUUAUUACUCUGAUCACGAUGUUCGCCAUCACCUAUCUGGCCGUUGGAGGAUACAACUUCUAUACAUGCAUGGAGAGUCUUAUUUUGAAUUUGGGACUCUCAUCGACUGUCGUUAUUGGAGUCUUCACCUUGGUUCAUGCAUACGGUGUAUCGAAGCUGAAAACUGACAUCGAGUUUAUGCUAUACAAGGAAAUUUUGGGAAUCUAUGGCAUUUGGUGGUCAUUCCUCCUUCCCCUGGUACUCCUGGUGACUUUGGGGUCAGGUCUCUAUGCGCAUGGGAGCAAAAUCAACCUGAAUGAAGUGAGCUCUUGGGUCAUUCCUAUUGGAUACUCUGGUGCAGCUCUUCCCAUAUUUUUCACCUGCCUGCUGGCUGUUCGGAGCCUCAUCAAGCAAAUCGACUAUGGCAUUCGCGCUAAGCUGAAGGCAGCCUUGAAGCCAGCAUCAGAUUGGGGGCCUCAAGAUCCCAUAGUCCGUCACAACUGGAUGAAGUGGAAAGCUCAGAGUGCAGGGAAUACAGGCACAACCUCUAGUAGCAUUUAUGGGUAACUGUUGACCCAUUCGAAGAGUGCCAAAAGGAACCCUCACCUUUCACAUCUAGUCAGGUGCAAUGACAUCGAAAGAAGACGCUUUUCACUCGGUGAUCCCAUAGUCGUGUCCCAAAAGGUUUGCACGCUCCCUUCUGGAUGUGAAUCCAUGAGGCCAAGCAUAUUAAUUCCUUUAUUAUUAAGAGAACAUUUAUAUUUGAAGAUGAGCCUCAAACUUCAUGCUUCUCAUCGAAGGGUUCUUAUUUACGAAAUUGUGCCACUGUUGACUUGUUGAAAAUAAUGUGGUAAUAAAAAUGAAAGCAGA
Darwinula stevensoni is the source of this 2604-nucleotide messenger RNA. NCBI's taxonomy places the organism in Eukaryota, Metazoa, Arthropoda, Ostracoda, Podocopida, Darwinulidae. The record is from the annotation of a GenBank genome assembly.